Messenger RNA from Aspergillus sclerotioniger CBS 115572, 1315 nucleotides. RefSeq lists its product as uncharacterized. The coding region runs from base 200 to 1315 and encodes 371 amino acids. Lineage: Eukaryota; Fungi; Ascomycota; Eurotiomycetes; Eurotiales; Aspergillaceae. The record is from RefSeq and is a predicted model, not a curated record. The transcript has 7 exons.
GGCUUUUUUGACUUCCCGAGUGGUCCUUGACGCAAUUGAUUCCGGUCCAGUCUCCUGUCGGUGACGGAGCAGUUGGCCACCAUGCAGUUGAAUUCUGAAAGUUUGCCCUUCGUUAAGAUGCAGCAUAGGAAGGAGACCACCCCCGACAGCAGGCGAAAGAUGCUGGCCCUCGCUGCAAUUGGAGCCGUCAACCUGCAGGAUGUACGCCCUGCCCGUGGGAAUCACUUUUCUCGCUCUGGCGAGUGUCACCGUCGCGCUGCGGCUGUAUGCGCGACUCCAUCUCGUGCGGAAGCCGGGCUGGGAUGAUCUGUUGAUUGCUGUCUCCCUGGGAACGGACAUUGUAUUCUUCGUCUUUCUCGUCAUUGAAAGCAAAAAUGGCCUGGCAGAGGAUCAGGAAGAUCUCAGCCCCCAGGAAGUCCGGAAUCAGCUCAAGGCCCUCUGGAUCACCAUCCCAUUAUACAACCUCUCUCUGACUUUGACCAAACUCUCCCUGGUCUUCCUAUACCGACGUCUAUUCCCAACAAAGGUGUACCGCAUCCUCCUCACCAUCACCUUGGUAUUUGUCAUCAUCUCCGGUCUAUGGAUGGUCUUUAGUACUCUACUAUUCUGCAUUCCCGUCUCUGCAUUCUGGAAUAAGUCCCUUCCACGGACUUGUCUGCCCGCAGACGUGGUCUGGUGUCUAAAUGCCGGCCUCCAAAUCACCACUGACCUGAUCCUCGUCAUCCUCCCAUUGCCAAUAUUGGCUAGACUCAAGCUCCCUAAACGACAAAAGUUAGCACUUCUUGUUAUAUUCGCCCUCGGAUUCUUCGUCUGCGCAACCAGCAUCGUCCGCCUAACAACCCUCAUCAAACUAAUCCGAACCCCCGACUUCACCGAAGGCAACGGCCUCGCGGCAACCUGGUCCUUCGUCGAAUCCAACGUCGCCAUAAUCUGCGCCUGCCUUCCGCCUCUCCGCCCACUCAUAAUCCGCUUCUUCCCACAUCUCAUGCCGUCUCGUAUGCGAAGUACCUACCGCGAGAAACCCACCAAAGAGGGAUUGAACUUCGUGACUACUACCACUGCUGCUAACCCUUUCGCUCCUUCGAAUACUAGCUACGUGGCUAGUAUUACGGGAAAUUGUUCUACGAAUGGUGGUGAACAGCAGCAGAACCAGAACCAGAACCAGAACCAGGAUGGAUUGGGAUUGGGUUCGUCGCCGGAGAUGGAGGGGAUACAGAUUAUGCGGGAAUUGAGGUGGGAUUCGUAUUCUGUUGGGAGUGUUGAGGGGGAUGGGGGUAUGACUUUGGGGUUGGGGUUGGGGUUUUAUGGGAUUUAG